AUGACAACCAACGCGACACAAUCGACCGUGAUCUUCAACGGCCCAGAGCAUUGGCACGCUUGGGCUGAUGCUCUCAAUGCCAAGGCCACACAGGUCAACCUCUGGCAGUAUUUUGAAGGCACGGAAUGGCCGGAGGAGCCCACGCUUCCAGAACCAAGAUACUUUGAUCAAAAUAGGACCACCACGACAAACUCCACGGUGGAAGACAACGACGACGAGGAUGUGGAGACCCAGCUCCUACAAACAGAAGUCGAUCGUAUGCCACCGCCGCCGACCCACGGAAUCCGCGAUCUGAACAACGCCAACUACCCAAGGCUCCGUGGAGCGGCUCUCCAGAAACGACGGGAAAAAGACCAGCGUGUACGACAGGAACUGGCAGCACGACGGCACAAUGCCGCGAGCCCGGCCAACGACAAGACCAUCUUCUCCGAGAGAGGCAAGGAACAAUACAACAUGGCUGUAACGCGAUACACACACGCGCAAAGACAAUACGAUAAGAUCCAGAAGGAGGCUUCAACUCUACUAGACUGGACGUAUAACCUGGUAGAGAGAUACAAGGAACUGGGAGACUCCGCUGCCCCCUUUGCGAGGAAGGUCACGGAGGAGCUCCGCGGCGCCUACGAACAACACAUGGUGGCAUUUAAGAAGGCCGACAAGAAGGUGAACGAGUGGAUCAAGAGAUGGAUGUAUUUGUUGGCGAAGGCGAAGAACCACGACCUCUACGAUAUCACUGAUCCAGAGAGAUAG
This is a messenger RNA of Lasiosphaeria miniovina, 747 nucleotides long. RefSeq lists its product as uncharacterized. The record is from RefSeq and is a predicted model, not a curated record. NCBI's taxonomy places the organism in Eukaryota, Fungi, Ascomycota, Sordariomycetes, Sordariales, Lasiosphaeriaceae. The transcript is spliced from 2 exons. The coding region runs from base 1 to 747 and encodes 248 amino acids.